Messenger RNA from Macrobrachium nipponense, 5984 nucleotides. RefSeq lists its product as uncharacterized. The transcript is spliced from 9 exons. Bases 323 to 4567 code for a protein of 1414 amino acids. The record is from RefSeq and is a predicted model, not a curated record. NCBI's taxonomy places the organism in Eukaryota, Metazoa, Arthropoda, Malacostraca, Decapoda, Palaemonidae. Gene Ontology annotation, biological process: signal transduction.
UUGGAAGAGUGCCGAGAGCGGUUGAUGUUAUGAGGCGGCCGAGCGUCACUGCCGCCACGCGCUUUGUUGUGGCCAUAACACACUGUGGAAAUUAGAGGUUCUCUCUUUUGUUUAUCAUUCUCCGUGCGCACAUGAGCGGCGGCGGCGGCGGCUUUCUUUCAAGAAUAUCAAAUGCUCUGAUAAUCAGAUUUGUAAUCCAGUGAAUGUGAAAAGUGCGUAGAUAAUGCAUCUGAUGCGAGGGAUUCCGACAGUAGUCUUGGAGUCUGGGUGUGGUGUAACCUUCAAUAAUUCCGUGCGGUAGUGACUUCGGGUCUGGGUGGUGAUGGGCCUCACUGAAAGCAAUCACAGCAAGGCUACUACAGGUUGCACUGGGCCGAGCAAAUCUCGCAGUACCCCACAUUUCCCAGACAGUCGUGGGUAUCAGAAUCGUCCUCGUCAGGCAGCAACUCUGCCUGCGAGACGUACCCCAGAAAGUUCCCAGACCCCUCCCUAUCACCACCCAAGAACACCCAUGGAUGACCCACAGCCCCUAGGGCACGACCCACGUCCCCCUGAAGCAGAUCCUGCCUACAGGGGUUGUUUUGUGCAGGUUGGUCGUAACCCGAGUGUCCGUCCCGUUGCAACUCGUCGAUCCGCCUCUGCGGAUAGUAGGAAGAGGAGAUCCGAUCCUCUUCUCGAUGCUAAGACUUUAAAACAGCUGCCAGAAAUUGUACCAUUUCAGCAGCCGGCUCCACAGGUGUCUUAUUCUCAUUUGAAAUCCUCUCCACCAAUGAGCCCUAGAGGAAGUUAUCAGCGACCCAGGCCCACUGCCAUCUAUGUUGCAGAUGAUCAUCCUGCUCCCUUGGGAAGAACACGAGAAGGGCGUUCGCGAGACAGGAGUGGUGUAAAAGGUAAAUCCCGUAGUGUCCAAAAGGCAGAGAAGAGAGAUAGAAGCAGAGGUUCUGGUGAAAGAGGAAAACAUCCUACUCAUGUCUCUACCUACACAAUGAUUCCACACUGCCCUGAGGAUUCCCUUCCUCAAGCAGGUAAUGAGGUUCAUCCGCACUCUCAUCCGAGACACAGGAGGGCUCGUCACAAGUCUGGAGAGAGACGCGAGGUUCCUGCAGAAGAUAACCUGCAGGGCGAUCCUUAUGUCUGCCUCCAUUAUGGAGGUGCCACGAAGGAUGGCCAGAAAAAGGCGAUCCAGCAAGUCACUGCCUGGAGAUCAAAGCACCAGGGAGUGGAGGAACCUCCAAGCCCAAAUCAUCAGAUGUCUCAGGUUGUGAUCCACAUGGAUCAAGUGACAGCCACGACAUUGGACAACUAUGAUGCAUUGAAUGCUAACAUUGAAAGUAUUCAGGUUAGAAGAAAUGUAUGGUUUCAAACAGUGGGUAAUGUAAGUGAGCCUCCAGUAAUUAGAAAAAUAGCAAGCAAAGCCAUGAGAACUCCUGUAAGUGAAUCAGCUAAAUGGUACAGUGACAGUGAAAUGAUUCAUUGGCCGGAUGUAACAAACAAGGUUUCAUCAAUUUACAUGAUGCCUGAGAUGCAAGUUGCCAAUGCUUUACCACCAAGAGAAAAACCAGAAAUAGUUUACCAUAAAUUAGAAAUGUCUUCGUCAUGUCAGGGUUGUGAUCAUGGAGUUUGUGGAAUGUCUGUUCAGCAUCAUACUAAUGGUCAUUUGAAAGAUUGCCCACAAUCUUUGCCUUAUCAGGCUUCAGAUAGAAAGGGAAGAGAAACUAUACGUUUAGGUUUUGAAGAUGAAGAAGGUCAUGAGAAAGUUAUGAGAAAUCUGGAUUACUCUAAAUAUUAUGAUGGAACUGUAGAGUCACUCAGUGGAGCUUGUGAAAGAAGAAAAAACAAGAGUUGGAUCACUCCAGACCACAUUGAAAUUCAGCCUCCGUUACAGUUUGCAGAAGAAAGCUACGUUCAGGCUUCUGCUAAUGGUGACACAAAUCAGUUAUUUUUGGACAUCGGAAAAGAAAAUGAAAAGAAAAAGGAUCAAAUGGAAUUGCAUUUUGGCAUCAAUAACCAUGUUGAGGAUUACACAAUAAUAGAAGAUUCGUCUAAUGAAGGUCCGUUCUAUGGGUGCAGGGAUAGUGAUCUUGAAAAUGGUGACUCACCGUCUGCUGCUUCAUGUGAGGCUCUCUUAUCUGAUAUUGGGCAUCACACUUACCAAGCUAGCCUUGAUAACCCAUUGGAAUGCGAGCUUACUCUAGAUAAUGAACAUCAAAAUGAUAAAAGUGAUAAACAAUCUACUACAGAGAACACGAGCGAAGUGAAAGAUAAUUCAUUGUCUGCUUUGAGAGAUACGGAGUUAUUACUUGGAAGUUCUUCAGUGGAGGAAAAUGUCUUAGAAAAUUCAGACAUGCCAAAUCAGACUGUAAGUGAAAUAGAUUUUGAAGACUUUUAUAAGGAACAGUUAUCAUUGGUGUCCGAGUAUUUGUCACUGAGAGACUCUUGUACUUUGAAAAUGGAAGAGAAGAACAGUGAUAUAUAUGAAAAGGUUCUUGAACCCCCAGAAGGUUCAUACCCAGCCAGUACAGUGCCAGGAAGCCCCAGUGCAUCAGCCUUUAGCCAAAAGUGCCUCUUUCAGUCCACCUCAUUGCCCAGACAUCUCCAGAGUGUCAAUGGAAGUGCUUCUGGUGAUAGCCUAGACAAAAGAAAAGCCUUCAGGAACAAAUUUGGGAGUUUUGAUUUAGGACAUUUCCCCGUUCUACGAUUGCCCCUCGGAAAUCAACCAAGGCUAGUUGACGUUCUUCGGGCAACAGCAGCUCAUUCACAGGAAAGUUGCCCUUCUCUCAGUGAAACAAAUAAUGUAGCUAGUUGUAAUUCUGGUCAUUCUACCGAAGCUAGAUCUUGUAGUGAUCCCUCGUCGACUGGAAUUCCAGAUCCCUCAGUGUCUUAUCCGGAUUCUCUCUCUUCCCAGUGGGAUGAGGUCUCAAUAGACUCAGGUCCAAGGAGUGCCCCGUCUGCAGACUGCAAUUGCAGUGUCAGCAUAGGAACAGAAUCAUGUCUUGAGGUUGAAUGCUUGCCGUAUGCUGACGAAGACAGCCAAGAAGAAGAAGAAUGUCUGUCCGAUGGUGGUUGUGAUAUGGGAACCAUUAUGAGAGGAGUUAUUCCAGGUGUAACGGAUGCAAAGAACUCUUUUGUCGUUCCCAGUGGUUCUCUCUCUAGCCAUGACGGUACAGCCUUACCCAUCCACGAUCGUCGUUCUGCCAGCACUAGUGAUGACAGUAGUAUUUGUCAGUCGGAUCAUGGGUUAACUGAGAUCAAUUCUGAAGCCAGUAACACUUGGCAGUCAGAUGGAGGUCGCCAUGUGGGGUCACACAGGAGGUCAAACAACGUUGAUGUUGAUUAUCCUGGUAGCAAGACCUUACAACAACACCCAAAGGCCAAAGCCUCUUCAUCCAGCAAACGUAGGACCCACAGUGACUGUUCUCUUCAUCAGCGUCCAUCAUCGGAUCAGCUGAAGGCAGCAGUGCCGGGCAUCGUGCCCCGAUUUCGUAAGAAUGUGCGACGGAAGCCAACCAACCGGAAGAGUCUCCAUUCUAUCGACUGGGACACGCCGUUGCCGCCUGUCCCCGCUAAUGCUGACUCCGACUGCAGCUACAUGUGUCACGAACAGUGUCAAGAUCUGGUGACCUUAGAUUGCAAGACUGAUCUGACCCCUGACUCGCACACCAGCGAAGAGGACUUGUACGAAGACACUGACCAGGGAACUCUAGUCAAACACGAACAUCUCUCCAACCAGAAUCUAAGCAUUACCGUGACGUCACAAGAGGAGGAGGAGGAGGAGGAAGAGGAGACAGCAGAGGAGGACUCUUACGAGGAGCAGGAAGAGAAACAUGAGGAAGAACAACAGGAAAAGGAACUGCUUGAGGAACCUUACAAGAAACAUGAGGAAGUUUCCACCUUAAGGAAGAGUGUUAACCGAUUGCAGUCACACCUGGUAGAUAAUGAAACCUUGGAAGCAUGGGUAGAGAAGUAUAAUGCCACAACUCAGGGAUUACAAAUAGCUAAGGAAAAUGACGGAAGUUAUCGUGGUUGCAUAAGGGUUCACUUGAAUCUCAGCCGUCCCAUAAAUAUAGUAGCAGGGACAAGGCCUCCAUCUAUUUAUGACAUACUUCAAGAAGACAGGACAAUGGAAAAAACCUUAACUUCAUUUUACAUGCCAAGAGAUGCUGUAAAAGCAAUUCAUAUUACAAGCAAAACCACAACAAGAGAGGUGAUAAUUGCUCUUCUUAGAAAGUUCAAGGUUGUUGACAACCCUCAGAAGUUUGCGCUUUACGAGCGAACAUAUGAUACAGGUCAACCAGGCAAAGCUAAACUUCGAAGACUGGGCGAUUCAGAGUGUCCUCUUGUAUUGGCAAUUAACUGGAGUGCACAAGGACUAACUAAUAAAAGAUUAGUCCUUCAAGAGAAUGAUACAGCUGAUAUUCAGUGGGAAGCUUUCAGUUUGCCAGAAUUGAGCAACUUUUUACGUAUUUUGGAUCGUGAGGAGGAGGAGUAUCGUUGUCAAAUCAAGGACAAAUACGCUCUGCUUCGUAGAAGAAUAGGCAAUAUGUUAAUCCAGAGUUCACCAGAGUAGAUCAUGAAAUUUGCUCUGAUAUGGUCACAUUGUCGUUCACAUAAAACAGGAAUGGUCAAGUUAACUGCAAAGCCAGCAAUAUAUUGCGUGACAAAAUACUAUAUCUACUUUGCUUCAGAGAGGAAAAUUCAGCGCAUUUUUAUUUACUGUAAACGUUGGCAUUUAAAUUCAGUUUACCUUAACCAAAGAGUAUGCUUUACCUGUAAAGGCUUCAGUACUGAUUGUCAUUUACACAACUUUGGUUUGUUAGAUAAGUUUAACAGCAAAUUAGCACAUCUAUAAUGAAAAGCAUAAAUUAAUAUUUAAGCAAAAGUGAUUGAUAAACAUUGUACAAGUACUGCUUUGCAGUGUGAUGAUAAGUGUCAUAAUUAAAAGUGUAAGUGUACAUAGUACAGUACCUUCAUCGAAAUGGUUAUGCAUUUUAUUUAGUUUUGUAAGGAAACUGCUGAAAGAAACCCAAGAACAUCAAAAUAUUACGGUUGUGCCACUUAUAUUGAUGAAAUAGAUUUUUCACGGUAUGGAAAAGUUAAAGCUUCAUAUCAACUAAAGUUAGACCAAUACAUUUUUCAAUAUUUAUUUUAAUGUAGGAAAAUGCCUAUUAUUUAUGUAUUGUAGGGACCAAUGCCAUCAGUCAGAUAUGGAUUGUGAGAUGUGAUGAUGAUGAUGAUACUGCCUCACUCAUUUGAAAUCAUUUAUCACAAUGUAAUGAAUAUGUUUUGUUAUAGCUUGUUAUUUCUUUGUUGUCAUACUGUAUAAAAAGUACUGUACUGUUUAUUUCUUCUGGAAUUAUUUGGAUAUUUAUUGUCAGUAUAAAAUACCAAAUGUGAAAAAGAGAAAACUCAGUGGAAUUGACUGAAAUAUGGACAGCACACACUAUUAUCAGUUUUAGGAAUCUUGUAUAGAAAGUCAUUUAAAACAUAGCGUCAAUUACCCUUUAAAAUGAAAUAUAUGAAGAAGUAGAGCACUGAAAAUUUUAAUACAGCAAUGAACUGUCCUCAUAAUGAGACACAACUUGAUAUAGUUCUUAUAGAUAGAUAGGUACUAUUUAAUGCAAAGUGAAUACUAGUCAAAAGUGGUCUUUUAGCCAUAAUGAGGGAAUCUUUUGGUUAGAAGUUGAUAUUACUGGUGAUACCUUAUGAUGUACCUCCUCUGGCGGUAUUCUAAUUUUAAAGUCUGUUUGCCUAGCACUCUAAAAUACUUCCUGUAAACAAAGUCGUAAAUCACUCAAAGUUAGACACUUUAAGAAUCCCAGUUUCAGGAAAUUCUAACUUGACAACUUAAACCAGAAUCUGUAAUAUUACAGGUUAAAUCUUAAUUUUUUUUUUUCUGAAAACCCUAAGGUACCAUGUACAGAUGCUGAGAUGUAAUGACUAUUUUGUAAUCAAAUAUAAGAAGACAGUAUUUACAUUUCUUUGUU